AUGGAAAAGUACGAGCUUGUGAAGGAUAUUGGAUCUGGGAAUUUUGGGGUGGCGAGGCUGAUGAGGAACAAAGAAACCAAAGAGCUCGUCGCCAUGAAAUACAUCGACCGUGGUCUCAAGAUUGAUGAGAAUGUGGCAAGAGAAAUCAUAAACCACAGGUCGCUUCGCCAUCCAAACAUCAUUCGGUUCAAGGAGGUAGUUUUGACUCCUACACAUCUCGCUAUCGUGAUGGAGUACGCUGCAGGUGGAGAACUUUUUGAGCGAAUUUGCAAUGCUGGAAGGUUCAGUGAGGAUGAGGCUAGAUAUUUUUUCCAGCAGCUUAUCUCGGGAGUUAGCUACUGUCAUUCUCUGCAAAUAUGCCACCGAGAUUUGAAGCUGGAGAAUACCUUGCUGGAUGGCAGCCCGGCUCCACGCCUGAAAAUUUGUGAUUUCGGUUAUUCUAAGUCAUCAUUGCUGCAUUCAAGGCCUAAAUCGACUGUGGGUACUCCAGCAUAUAUUGCUCCUGAGGUUCUUUCUCGAAGAGAGUAUGAUGGCAAGAUGUAUGGGUCAUGUGGGGUGACCCUAUAUGUUAUGCUGGUGGGAGCAUAUCCUUUUGAAGACCAAGAAGAUCCAAAGAAUUUCAGGAAAACCAUUAAUCGAAUAAUGGCCGUUCAGUACAAGAUCCCUGACUAUGUUCACAUAUCUCAAGAUUGUAGGCAUCUGCUCUCUCGCAUCUUUGUUGCAAAUCCAGCAAGGAGGAUCACCAUUAAAGAAAUCAAGAACCAUCCAUGGUUUUUGAAGAACUUGCCUAGAGAGCUUACGGAAGCAGCUCAAACCAUCUACUACAGAAAAGAAAACCCAACCUUUUCCCUCCAAAGUAUCGAAGACAUCAUGAAGAUAGUGGAAGAAGCCAAAAUUCCUCCUCCUGUUUCCCGAUCGAUUGGAGGCUUUGGGUGGGGAGAAGAAGAUGGUGAUACAAAGGAAGAGGUAGAAGGCGAGGAGGAGGAAGACGAGUAUGAAAAGACAGUCAAAGAAAUACAUGCAAGUGGAGAAGUACGUGUUAGCUGA
Prunus armeniaca (apricot) is the source of this 1047-nucleotide messenger RNA. The record is from the annotation of a GenBank genome assembly. Lineage: Eukaryota; Viridiplantae; Streptophyta; Magnoliopsida; Rosales; Rosaceae.